AUGUCUACAAGAUUAGGGGUCGAUUCUUAUGCUAACGAUACGGUGCAAGGCAAUGUCAAACAGGAGAAGCAAGUACAUGGUAUCUCGGUGUCCAGCAAAGAGGUGGAUACUGGCGCCCAACUUGUUGCAGGGCUGUCCACGAACAUAGAUCACUCUGAAUCUCUCCGGAUAAGGAGAAAAAUCGACCUCAAUAUUCUCCCUAUGAUGUGCAUAUUAUAUUGGUUAGCAUUAUGAUAGAUGGUGCAGGAUUUCUUUCAAAAUAUGAACAGGAUCCAAUACAUGGACAAAACAACGCUCGGCAGUGCAGCCAUUCUUGGAAUCGAGUAAGCUACUCACCUGUCCACAAACCAGUACAAUUGGCUCGGAACUAUAUUCUACAUUAGCUACCUUGUCUUCGAAUACCCCCAAAAUCUUGCUCUACAAAAAUUUCCGGUCGGAAAGUGGAUGAGCAUUAACAUACUCGUCUGGGGUAUUUGUCUAUGCAGCCAUGCAGCGUGCAAGAACUUUGCUGGUCUCUUCGUUGUCCGCUUCAUCAUGGGCGCGUGUGAAGGUUCCAUCACAGCAGGAUUCAUGAUUGUCAGCUCUAUGUUUUAUACUCGCAAUGAGCAAACGUUGAGAAUCGGUUACUGGUACUUGAUGAAUGGGGCAGCACAAAUCAUAACUGGCUUUAUAAGUUUCGGAUCUUUGCAUAUCCACACAACAAGUUUCGAACCGUGGCAAUGGCUAGUGGUUAUUACAGGGGCAAUGACUCUUGUCACAGCAGUGGUGUAUUGGUUCUUCUUUCCCGACUCUCCUACCAAUGCGUGGUUUCUCAAGCCUGACGAGCGCGUGAUUGCCGUUCAUCGACUAAAGGAAAAUCAAACUGGUGUAGAGAAUAAGUAUUUCAAGAGAGAACAGAUGAUGGAAGCCCUGACGGACCCUAAGACAUGGCUCUUUACACUCUUUGCAGCCCUCGACAACAUCCCUAAUUCCCUCACUAACCAACGCCAAAUAAUCAUCUCCUCGCUUGGAUUUAGUGACUUGCAGACCACUCUGCUCACUUGCGUAGAUGGGUUCGUUGAGAUUACGACUAUAUGGACAGGAGUGAUCAUCGCUGCUCGAGUGGUCAAUGGGCGUGCGUACACUGGCGCCAUCUAUUACAUGCCUCCCCUCUUGGGCGUUUUGUUGAUCGAGUUUUUGCCCUGGAGCGAUGAGGUGGGCUUGUUGUUCGGCAUAUGGCUGACAGGCAUAAGUAUCACGGGCUUCGUGUUAUCUCUCUCCUGGAUAACGAGUAUCACUGCUGGGCAUACCAAAAGGGUCACUAUGAAUGCCAUGAUACUGAUUGGGUAUGGUGUCGGGAACGCAGCGGGGCCAUUCAUGUGGGAAGCCAAGUACAAACCGCGUAACCAUAUUCCGUGGAUAGUGAUCGGAAUUUGCUACUUAAUUUGCCCCAUUUUGCUCCUGGUCAUUCGAUAUCUUCUCUGGCAGGAGAACAAGAGGCGAGAUGCUGAGCCUGUAGUCGAGACGGAUAGCGAGUUCUUUAUCGAGUGUGUUAGCGGCGAUGGGGCGAGGGUGCAAAUGAAGGUCGACAAGGAAUAUUUGGACAUGACUGAUGUGCAGAACCGUGACUUCAGAUACGUGCUGUAGGGCCAGCAGAAGGGCCGGUG
Molecule: messenger RNA, 1646 nt
Organism: Serpula lacrymans var. lacrymans S7.9
Lineage: Eukaryota; Fungi; Basidiomycota; Agaricomycetes; Boletales; Serpulaceae
Exons: 17
Coding region: 445-1626 (393 amino acids)
Biological process (GO): transmembrane transport
Cellular component (GO): membrane
Molecular function (GO): transmembrane transporter activity
Source: RefSeq, a predicted model, not a curated record